Molecule: messenger RNA, 1263 nt
Organism: Aspergillus chevalieri
Lineage: Eukaryota; Fungi; Ascomycota; Eurotiomycetes; Eurotiales; Aspergillaceae
Exons: 3
Coding region: 1-1263 (420 amino acids)
Source: RefSeq, a predicted model, not a curated record
AUGUCCUCCCUGGCAACCAACAGAGGCCCAGCUGUGCUAACUACCCUCUGGUCCCUAACAUCCGCAAGCCUCCUCUUCGUCCUCGCACGUCUCCUAGUCCGACUGCGCAUCCUCCAGAAAGCUGGAUUGGAUGAUAUCCUCAUCACAAUCUCAAUCAUCCUCGCCUACAUCUACGACGUGAUCCUAACUAUCGCUGUGCAAUUCGGCUACGGGCGCCAACAGUCCACACUAUCCUCGGAGGAACUGUCCAACUCGAUCAUGUUCAUCAUGGCGGGUUUUGCGCCGGGGUUGAUGUCGAUUGUUGUGCCCAAGUUAGCGGUUGUUGCCUUAUUGGCUCGCACCAUGAAUCCGACUCCGAGACAAAAAUGGUUUCUUUGGGGGACGGUUCUUGGGUCUGGGGUUCUGCUUAUGGGGUGUGUGGUUAUUCUGUAUCUGCAGUGUCGGCCUGCGAGCGAGAUCUGGGAGAUGAACUUCGCUAAAGGAAGUUGUUGGAGUAUGACUGUUUUGGUGAAUUAUUCGAUUGUUGUCGGUGGAAUCGCAGCCGCCGUGGAUGCAUAUCUGGCUAUAUAUCCCGCGGUGAUUAUAUGGAACCUGCACAUGGGGAUCAAGAAGAAGCUUGGGCUUAGUUUCGCUCUCGGCCUUGGAGCGUGCGCCUGCGUCAUGGCCGUAGUCAAAUGCACCCGCAUCCCGACAUUAUACAACAUGGCCAACAUCACCUGUACGCCUCCCUCCCUCCCCAGUCACAAAACCAAAAAAAGGAAAAAUAACAAAAACCAGAUGCAACAGCCGACCUCUUCAUCUGGACCAGGUACCUUCUCGCCCCAACACCAGUCCAAACCCAAUCUGACAAGGAACAGCAUCGAAUCAAACACCAUAAUAAUAGCCGCCAGCGUCCCAACAAUAGCCCCCUUGAUCGAACGGACCCUCGGCAGACGCGUCCUGGGCACAAGCCGCACAACCGAAAAAGACGACCGCACAGAGUCAAACCGGCAUCUCGCCCGCCCGCAAGCCCAACAGGUACAAAUCAAUCAAAACCAGAAACGGGCUCGCACUUGGUUAUCUGCGAUUAAUAUCGAGCAGUCGUACCAUGAAUGUUCGAUUCAGAGGGGGAGUAGUAGUGGGAGUCUAGAGGGAGUAGAGGGGUUGACGCCGACAGAGGGUGUGUUUGGGAAUGGGAUUCAGAGGAGGGAUGAUGUGAUUAUCGAGUAUGGGCGGUGGCCGGAGGGAAUUUGGGGGAGGGAGCGGUAUAUCGAGAAAAUCUAG